AUGUCCAUUCAACUUCAAAAGCCUUUACUUGCUGAAAAACCCGAUAUUAUUGUAUCUACACCAAGCCGUGCUCUCGGUCAUUUAGAAGCACAAUCAAUGCAUCUGCAGCAAUCUCUUGAAACACUCGUUAUUGAUGAAGCUGAUCUUGUCCUUUCAUUUGGCUAUGAAAAUGAUGUUCGCAAAAUCCUCACAUACUUGCCCAAAAUAUACCAAACUUUGUUAAUGUCUGCCACCUUUACUAAAGAAAUUGAGGAUUUGGGCGGUCUUAUUUUAAAGAAACCCGCCAUUUUAGCUUUAGAGGAUACUAAAGAAGAGAUACAGUCACUUACACAAUAUAUGGUCAAAUGUACUGAAUUUGAAAAGUUUUUGUUUACAUUUGUGUUGUUAAAAUUGCGAUUGAUCAAGGGCAAGAUUUUAUUAUUUGUGAAUGACAUUGAUCGUUGUUACAAGCUUAAAUUAUUUUUGGAGCAAUUUUCAAUCAAAUCAUGUGUAUUGAAUUCAGAAUUACCACUAAAUUCGAGAUAUCAUAUUGUUGAGGAAUUUAAUAGGGGUAUAUAUGAUUAUUUAAUUGCAACAGAUGAGGCCGAAUUAAAAGGAGAACAAGACAGUGAGGACGAAGAAGAGGAAGACGAUGAUCAAGAAAAAGAAAGCAGUAAAAAAGAACUCAAGAAGAAGAAUAAGAAGACUAUCCAACGUGAUAAAGAAUAUGGUGUUUCUCGAGGUAUCGAUUUUCAGGGCGUUGCUGCAGUUAUUAACUUUGAUUUUCCUAUGUCAUCUAAAGCUUAUACACAUCGUAUUGGUCGUACAGCACGAGGAGGACAACGCGGUAUGAGUUUAUCAUUUGUCGUAACUUCGGAUCAUGUUGAAGGUCGUAAAGACGUGAGUCGAGGUAAAAAUGUAAAUGAUGAUGCUGUUUUUGAGCGAGUCCUUCAACAGCAAGAAGCUAAAGGUGCUGAGUUGAAGCCUUAUACUUUUGAAAAGAAGAAUGUCGAGGGCUUCAAGUAUCGUAUUGAAGAUGCUUUAAAGGCAGUUAAUAAGGUAGCCAUUAAAGAAGCUAGAAUCAAGGAAAUCAAGCAAGAAAUUCUAAAUAGUGAAAAACUGAAAGCUCACUUUGAGGAUAAGCCAAAGGAUUUAGAGUUUUUGAGACAUGAUCAUGCAUUACAACCAGCUCGUGUGCAGCAACAUUUGAAGCAUGUUCCUUCUUAUUUGAUGCCUCGAAUUGCAGUUCCUGCUGCAAUGGCAAAUACAGCAAUAACAGAGGACGUACCUUUUCAAAAACGUAAAAGAGGGGCAUUUAAAAAGGGUGCAAAUAAGAAACGUAAGGAUCCUUUGAAAGUGAUUCGUCGUAAAUAA
Cokeromyces recurvatus is the source of this 1353-nucleotide messenger RNA. RefSeq names its product P-loop containing nucleoside triphosphate hydrolase protein. NCBI's taxonomy places the organism in Eukaryota, Fungi, Mucoromycota, Mucoromycetes, Mucorales, Mucoraceae. The record is from RefSeq and is a predicted model, not a curated record. Bases 1 to 1353 code for a protein of 450 amino acids. Gene Ontology annotation, molecular function: nucleic acid binding; ATP binding. Gene Ontology annotation, cellular component: nucleolus. The transcript is spliced from 4 exons.